UACAUUUUCACUGAAGAUGUAAUAACUUCUUAUUUAAAACGAAAUAAAAUGUUGAUACGGCUCAUUUCCGAUUGAGAAUUUCAAAUAUGAGGGUGAAAGUUUGAUUUAUUAUCGUUGGACCGGCUGCAGCUUGACUGGCGAGCCCGCCUACAAUGGGCGUGGCUAACGGCGGAGGGGCGUGGCUAAAGACGGGGUGGCACGUUGAAAAGGGGCGUAGAGCUAAAAAAUAAAUAAAAAAUGAACAAAUCUAUUUUUUUACUACAUCCACCCUUUCUGCCUGCGCAUCUUCUUAGAUUGUUGGACCACGUCGAUACUAGUGAGCCGCCUUUCCUGCACUCCUCUCGGGAAACAACCUGUUUGAUAUCACUGCGCUUUUAUUUCUGCGUCAAGUUAAUUUAAGAAGAAACAAAAAAAACGCCGCUCUUCUUGCGAAGAAUGGCGAAAGGAGAAGGAGGCGAACAAUACUCCAACGCCAAUUUAUUGAACAAACCGGUCGACUCGGACGGAAUCAAGCUCGCCAGGAAGCAUGAACACGGGAACAGACUGUCGGUCUGCAACAAGCUCUGCUACGCCGUCGGCGGCGCCCCCUACCAGAUCACGGGCUGCGCCCUGGGGUUCUUCCUGCAGAUCUAUCUGCUGGACGUCGCUCAGCUGGAUCCCUUCUACGCCUCCAUCAUAAUGUUCGUGGGCCGAGCGUGGGACGCCGUGACGGACCCGACGGUGGGCUUCCUGGUCUCCCGGAGCCCGUGGACGCGUUUCGGGCGCAUGCUGCCCUGGAUCCUGUUCUCGACCCCCGUGGCGGUGCUCGCCUAUUUCCUCAUCUGGUGCGUUCCUCCCUUCGAGGAAGGCAAAGUCAUCUGGUACCUGUUCUUCUACUGCAUCUUCCAGACCCUUCAAACCUGCUUCCAUGUGCCGUACUCGGCCCUCACCAUGUUCAUCAGCUCCGACCAGAAGGAACGAGACUCCGCCACCGCAUACCGGAUGACGGUGGAGGUUCUGGGCACCGUUCUGGGCACCGCGAUCCAGGGCCAGAUCGUGGGCAUGGCGACCGCUCCCUGCCUCCCGGGACCCGGGGACCUCGCGGCGGACCUGAACUCCUCGCUGUCCGUCGGCCUCAACGCGACGGGGCCCGUCAUCUCCCUGGACGACACGAAAGCGGCCUACAUGAUCGCCUCCGGCGUCAUCUGCAUCAUCUACAUCCUGUGCGCCAUUGUUCUUUUCUUCGGCGUGAAGGAGCGGAAAGAGUCUUCUCGCCCCAGGUCGGCGCCCAUGGGUUUCUUCCAGGGCAUCAAGCUGGUGAUGGGACACGGACCGUACGCCAAGCUGGUCAUGGUCUUCCUCUUCACCUCGCUGGGCUUCAUGCUCCUGGAGGGAAACUUCGCCCUGUUCUGCAGCUCGACGCUGGGCUUCAGAAACGACUUCCAGAAUAUACUGCUGGCCAUCAUGCUGUCUGCUACUCUCGCCAUCCCCUUCUGGCAGUGGUUCCUGACUCGCUUUGGGAAGAAGACGGCGGUCUGCGCCGGCAGCUUGUCGGUGAUCCCCUUCAUGAUCCUCGUGGUGUGUGUGAAGAGCAACCUGAUCGUCACCUACUUCGUCUCCUUCGCCGCCGGCGUGGGCGUGGCCGCAGCCUUCCUGCUGCCCUGGUCCAUGCUGCCCGACGUCGUCGACGACUUCCAAGUGCAGAACCCGGGGUCCACCGGGCACGAGGCGCUCUUCUAUUCCUUCUACGUCUUCUUCACCAAGUUCGCCUCCGGAGUCUCCCUCGGCAUCUCCACGCUCAGUUUAGACUUCGCGGGCUACAUCAGUCGAGGCUGCACUCAGCCGGAGGAAGUGGCGAUCACCUUGAAGGUGCUGGUGUCGGCCGCGCCCAUCGGGCUCAUCCUCAUCGGCCUCGUCAUCCUCUACUCGUAUCCGAUCACAGAGGAGAAGAGGCAAGGCAACCGCAAGCUGCUGCAGGAGCUGAGGGACGAAGCCAAUUCAGAAACUGACUCGACGGAACUGGCCAACAUGAUCUAGGAGACUCCUGGAGGCCCGCGGACCAAUGGGCGGAUUUUGCACUGGGCAACUUACCUGGAACUGUCGUGUCACGCAGACGCUGCCCUCCACUCACACUGCUGCUGUUCCUCAACAACAACAACACUUGAUGGACUCAAAGUGCCAAACUCCUCCACUUUUUCCCCAGCGUUAAAUGUUCACUCUCCUUUCUCGCUCCGUCAGAUCUCAAAAGCCGUACUUUUUGUGUAUAACAAACUACUUUUGAGCACUUUUCCUGGGGGGCGGAGGGGUUGGUCUUGUUCUCAGUCGAAAUUGCACAAAAACCAUGAAAUGUGAUGUCAGUGUAUUUUAGUCAGAGCUGCCGUCCGGCGCAGUUUCGAUCCCCGCACCGGCCACAGGGGGCGCCGACGACCUCGAGACGCGAGCGACUUGAACGGCGACGACACCGUAAAGGUUCAGAACCAACGGGACGACGCGUGUGUGAAUCCACUCUGGAGCUGUCGCCCGGGUGUGUAUAUCUGAACACAUUUAAAUGUUUUUAUUAUUUUUUCUCCAUUAAGACUCAUAGUUGCGUGACUCCAGUCAGCCAGGUUGAAUAUCAUCCCAUCCCACUGGCUUUCUUCUUCUUCUUCUGUCUAAGAAGCCGUCAUAAUGUGAUGUUUGGACGAUCAGUAACGGCCUCAGAACUCCAGUAAGUUCCCCACCAGAGUACUGAAACCACUACACCAGUAGAACCAGUUAGUUUACUGACAUCGUAUUUAUAGGACCGCUACUGGAAAUGGGGGAAAAUUUUUUUUGGUAAACUCUUUCAUUUCCUUAAUACUGAGCGAAAAGAGGCGUCUAUAGCCGCCUCCCAUUGAGUUAUAUCAUUAUUUAAAUAUUUAUUAGUUUCGUUUUUUCCCGUGUUUUUCUUUUCUUUAGGAAUUGACGUUUGCUGGAAAGUGUUUCUUCUUGCAGUAUUUAAAUCUCUAUAUUUUAGGCCUCUGAGGUUCCAACUGGAUUAGAAGAUUCAAAGUGAGGGUUUUGGAAAGGGAAGCACAUCAUUGGAGGAAGCAAAAACAAAGAAUAGUGUGUGUGUGUGUGUGUUUAAUGAAGAAACAACCAGGAUGCUCUGUGAUCAUCAGUACCUGUCAUUAAAGUGUGGAUUGACAUAGUUCAUAUGCAUCGCUAUGGAAACGUGUACAUACUGCGGCGUGUUUUCUUUGAGAGAUUCCUAAGAUCUCCGAGCGGACGCUCUAAACGCCAACCUUUUUAAAGUCUAAUAAUUGUAAAGCUCACCCCUGUUUAAUAUGUGUCUCUGCUCUGGAUCGUCGGUGAACUUCAUGACCUUUGAGGCUGUAGCCAGAUGUGUGAGCGUCAUGACCUUUGACCCAGCGGGGACACGCGGACGCCCUUGUGCCUCCUGUGCAUAUGUACAUAUGUAUGUAAAUAUCUUUGAUAUUUUGUGGCUGUGAAAUGGACCUAUGAACACUGUAGUUAUUUAAGAAAAUGAUGAGAAUGAAAACAAAAUAUUGUUAAUAAAUACUAAUUGAUCAAUGUAA
Messenger RNA from Pseudoliparis swirei, 3536 nucleotides. It is a transcript of the gene mfsd2ab, whose product is annotated as MFSD2 lysolipid transporter A, lysophospholipid b. Gene Ontology annotation, biological process: carbohydrate transport. The coding region runs from base 436 to 2016 and encodes 526 amino acids. Gene Ontology annotation, cellular component: membrane. NCBI's taxonomy places the organism in Eukaryota, Metazoa, Chordata, Actinopteri, Perciformes, Liparidae. The record is from RefSeq and is a predicted model, not a curated record. The transcript is spliced from 14 exons. Gene Ontology annotation, molecular function: lysophospholipid:sodium symporter activity.